AUGACUGCGCACAACUGCGACAACAUGCUGGCCAAGCUAGCCGUCGCGGGGCCAUUUGUGGACAGCGACUGUAAGGACCCUCAGAGCCACAGCGCCUCGACCUCUUCCUCUCUUGCGGGAGACCUGGGCUUCGACUUUGAAGCCCUGGACCUACAGGAUGAGACUGCUGUGCCAGAGCUGAGAUUGCCCAUGAUGACAGAUCCAGAGAUGGGCCACAAUUUCGAGGCUCUGCCCCAGCUCGACCGACUUUCUCCGGGAAUCGGAGGCCCACUGAAGAGCACCAAGUCCGUGGGUUUCGAGCUGGCUGUGCCAUUGCCAGAAAGUCCCCUACGCUCCCGAUCUGUGCCCAACCACUGGAGGAUUCGUGCGCAACUGGAGCCGCCGACACCACUGCGAAGGUGCAGAAGUGCUCAUGCCGGAGGUCUUGGCUUCUGCCCGGGCAGCCUCAGCAGCAUUGCGACCUCUCCCCACUCGGAUGGCUUCACGGAGGACCUGGAGAUCUUGCCGACUGAACGAGGCCUCCGCGUGGGAGUCGUCGUGAGCGGAUCCCGCGGCGACGUGCAGCCGCACGUUGCACUGGCCUUGGACCUACGGAGUCUGGGUCACCAGGUACGGAUCUUCACCAACUCCAACCAUGCAGCCCUUUGUGCCCGGCAUGGUGUGGAAAUGGUCUCGGUGUUUGCCGAUUCACAGGCCUGUAUCGAGCAGAUUGGCGGCGUGUCGGGGGAAACCCUCCUGGCAUCUCUGAAGAGCGUCUCCCGUGCCCAGCGCGCGGCCAAGGUCUGGUUCGAGGACCACCCCGGCAAAUGCACGGCGCUGGAGGAUGCUUUAGAAGACUUCGCGCCGGAGGCCCUUCUCACCAGCAACGAGGCUUGCGCAGCCGCCGUGCGCUACGAGAAGCUCACCGGCACACCGACCAUCUUUGCGUGCUUCUUCCGUGCGAUGAUGGAAUUCCAGUCGAGCAUGCUACAGAUGCAGCCGCCGCGUCCUGCAUUUCUCGCUGCCAGCGGGCUGCUUGAUGAGGAGGCUUCGCUGACGGAGGCCGACAGCUGCCUCGUCCAGACAGGCCCCUGGUUCUUGGAGGAUCAGCCGACUCAAAAAGAGCUCGCUGAAGGAGACCUGGCACGGCUGCGCAGUUUUCUUGAUGCAGGGAGUGCCCCGGUAGCCGUCUGCUGGGGGUCCAUGAUUCCUGAGGGCAUGGAGCCUCAAUCAAUGCUGCGGUUGGCGCUGGAGGCACUACGGCUUAUGCGGCGUCGCGGAGUCGUGGUUGGUGGGUAUGCGCGGCUUGACGAGUUGGGAGAUCGGUUGCUGAAUGGUGACCUGGUCGACGAGGGAUGGAGUGAUCUGGCGGAAUUUGCGCGAAGCAGCGUGUGCUUCGUUGCCGAUGUGCCUCAUACCUGGCUGCUUCCACACUGCAGCUGCUUGGUUCACCACGGUGGUGCGGGAACAGUGCAGACAGCCAUGCGUGCAGAAGUCCCGUCGGUGGUGACGCCAGUCUUUGUCGAUCAGUUCGACAAUGCUCGAGCAGUGUCGAGACUUCGUGCCGGUGUUGGCUUCGAGGAGCCUCUGUCGAAGGUCUCCGCCAGCCAGCUGGCCGAAGCUAUCGCGGCAGCCGAACUGCAGCAGCCCGAGGUUGAACGCCUCGGAGAACGACUGCGCAGCAGUGGUGGCAGCAAGGAGGCGGCUGCGCAACUCGAUGCCUUCUUGAGGGAGGAGGUGUCAGAAGGGCACUUCGCGCGUCAG
Molecule: messenger RNA, 1743 nt
Organism: Symbiodinium sp. CCMP2456
Lineage: Eukaryota; Dinophyceae; Suessiales; Symbiodiniaceae
Source: the annotation of a GenBank genome assembly